This is a messenger RNA of Dentiscutata erythropus, 1529 nucleotides long. The record is from the annotation of a GenBank genome assembly. Lineage: Eukaryota; Fungi; Glomeromycota; Glomeromycetes; Diversisporales; Gigasporaceae.
CUGUAAAAAGGCAAGAUUUCAAAACCUGCGAGCAAAGUUCUUUUUGUAAACGUAAUAGAGCUUAUGCCGACAGGUUAACUUCAAAUCAUUUACUUAUAUCUCCUUACUCUGUAAUUCAAGAUUCUAUUAUAAUCAAAGAUGGUAUAAUCUCUGGUGAUCUUAUCAAUUCUGAAAAUAAUAUAAUUUUCAUUUUUGAAUUACAUUUAUUGGAAAUUGGUGCAGCAAGGGUUCGAAUUAAUGAAAAAAAACCAUUAAAACCUCGUUAUGAUAAAGUGAAGGAUUGGGCUCUUGUUCAAGAUCCAUCACAUACUUUAGAAUAUACCCUGAUUCCUUCUAAACCUGAUAUCACAUCUUUAUCUUUCGGCAAAGAAAGAAAGCAAUUGGUUUCAAUUUAUCAUUCUCCAUUUCGUGUUGAAUUUUCAGUAAAUGAUGUACCUAUAAUCACGUUAAAUGAUCGUGGUUUUCUCAAUUUUGAGCAUUUAAGAAAACAAGACGCACCUGGCCUAGUUGAUCAAAGUAAUGGUGAAAAUAAUAAUAUUAUAGAUGAAAAUGAUCUUGAUAAAGGUCUUUGGAAAGAAACUUUUAAUGGCAAAGAGGAUCCAAAACCAAAUGGUCCUGAAUCUAUUGGGCUUGAUGUUUCAUUUCCGGGAUUUAGUCAUGUAUAUGGCAUUCCUGAACACGCAUCAACGUUUUCAUUAAAAGAAACCCGAGGAGGUGACAAUGCCUAUUCUGAUCCUUAUCGUUUAUAUAACUUGGAUGUAUUUGAAUAUGAGGUGGAUAAUCCAAUGGCACUUUAUGGUUCUAUUCCAUUUAUGAUGGCUCAUCGAAAAGGUGCAUCAGCUGCUAUUCUUUGGUUAAAUGCUGCGGAAACAUGGAUCGACAUAACCAAGAAUAAAGAGGAUAAGCAUAGACUAUCCAACUUGCUUGGUUUUGGCAAAGCUACUCCCACUUCAACUAGUACUCAUUGGGUUUCGGAAUCUGGUAUUAUCGAUGUGUUCGCUUUUCUUGGUCCAACGACCUCCGACAUCUUCUAUCAAUAUGGGUUACUUACUGGAUUUACCGCAUUACCCCAAUAUUUUGCGAUUGCUCAUCAUCAGUGUCGUUGGAAUUACCUCAACCAAGAGGAUGUUGCCGAAGUCGAUGAAAAUUUUGACAAAUACGAGAUUCCAUAUGACAUAAUUUGGUUAGAUAUUGAGCAUACUGAUGGGAAAAGAUAUUUUACAUGGGAUACUGCUAAAUUUCCGACCCCCGAAAAAAUGCAAAAUGAUAUUGGUAGAAAGGGACGAAAGAUGGUGACAAUCGUUGAUCCACAUAUCAAAAUAGAUAGCAACUAUUAUGUUUACAAAGAGGCUAAAGAUCUGGACUACUUUAUCAAAGAAUCUGAUGGCCGAGUAUACGAUGGAUGGUGCAGCUCCUCUUGGGUAGACUACACUAAUCCUUCUGCUCAAGAAUGGUGGAUUAAAAAAUUUGCAUUUAACCAGUAUAAAGAAUCAACUGAAUUUUUAUUUACAUGGAAUGAUAUGAAUGAA